Mya arenaria is the source of this 4690-nucleotide messenger RNA. Its product is annotated as heat shock 70 kDa protein 12A-like. Gene Ontology annotation, molecular function: ATP-dependent protein folding chaperone; ATP binding; zinc ion binding. Lineage: Eukaryota; Metazoa; Mollusca; Bivalvia; Myida; Myidae. The transcript has 12 exons. Bases 720 to 3089 code for a protein of 789 amino acids. The record is from RefSeq and is a predicted model, not a curated record.
GUGCGGCUACGUUGGAUUAAUAUUCAUUGUGAGUGCAAUGCGCGAUCCACUAAGAGUGCACAGAUAUAACUUCCUUGUCCAAGCAGAGAGACGAUAUGUGAGAUCUGGGUUGAAUGUUUAUGUUCAAUUAAAAGAGACACCUAGAGCUUAACAAUGUCGGGUUGUUGUUGAGUGAUUGUGGCUACCCAUUACGCCACUACCUCAUGACCCCAGUUCUGCGGCCACAAGGGAGACAGCAGACAACCUACAAUGCUCAUGCAAGGGGGAUGGUCGUUGCGGAACGAGCAUUUGGACUAUUGAAGUCAAGGUUCAGAUAUCAGUGGCAGAUCCAGGAAUUGACUUAAGAAGGGGUCGACACUGAAUAACAUAUCUUACCAAAUGCUGACUACUCCAUUAGCGUUUGCGUGUGUUACACUACUGUCGAGUGUUUGAUAUGAUAAUUGCAGAAAAAGAAAAUACGUUGAGUUGUUAAAAUUUUUAAUUAAUCUGUUUCUGGACGAUGAAACAAAAAUGUUUAGUUAUUGAACACGAUUUAAUUUAAACCAGGAAAUCCUUUGUUUCUGAAAACAAUUUAUGUCGGCUGGGAUGUACCCGCCGUUCAACCAAUGGUAACAUUAUAUAUACGAUUUUGAAAUCCUCAUCUAGCCGUUUUAUAAAUAUGAAUUGUGUGAAAUAUUUCGAUUUCGGAUUUUAGAUUAAAAUUCAUAUUAACGUUUAAAAUGGCAUCCAAACAAGUGCAGUGUGAAAUGUGUUGUAAGGAACAUGCAGUUGGAUUCUGCAAUACAUGUGGAAACAUUGGUGACUCGUGUGUCGAAAUUCAUAAGACAGGAAGGGCAUUUAAAACGCACAUCCUGAAGAUGUAUGGAAAAGGUGGAUACAAUCCAAGGCGCAUUAUGUCUGAUAUCACUGAGGACAUAUGUAAAGACCAUCCUGCUGAAAGAACGCCUUUGUUUUGCAAAACCCAUGAUACUAUGAUCUGUGGGCGAUGUCUUCAUUCGGAUCAUCUCUCAUGUGAGAACGUUGAUUUGUGUAAGGAGGCAAAACAUAUUGAUUACGAUCAAGCUAAUGAUAUGAACCAAGCUUUAAGUGAGAUUAAGGAUGAACUUAAGCGCAUAAAGGAUGAAGUAGAUCAAAAAAUCGCAUCAAGUAAUACCCAUACGAGUAAAUGCAAUAAGGAACUGAAUGAUUUGGAAAACAAACUAAAAGGGAACGUAGAUGAUUCGAUAAAAGCUUUCAGAAAGGAAACUUGUAAAAUUAACGACGAAAACAAUGACGCAUUUUCAUACAUUUCUUCCAUUUGUGAAGAGAAAUUGCGUUGGGUUGAAAAAGAGGAGAGUCAAAUUGAUGACUUUGUUAGCAAUUCGUUGCCUGGAUACUUAUACGUUUUGGGCCGGAAAUUUAAUAAGAACAUUUCGGAGGUCAAAAGGCAGAUGAAGGAAGUCGAAUAUAAGCAUACAUUUAAAAAUGUUUGUCUUAAGGAAAACAAUGUUGCUUUAAAAUGCUUGAUAGAAGACCUGAGGGAUAUUUGUGAAGUUCAGGAGGAAGUUGAUGGCAGCGACGAAGGAAUCACAAACUCACUUGGGAGUCCGCGUCAAGAAACACAAAUGGGCCGUGAGGAACUCAUUGAAGCACUAAGGAAAGCCAAAUUUGACGCAGAUAAAGCAAAAACGACGAUGCAGGAUCUGUCUGAUGAGCUAAAAGAAGUGAAAGAAGACCUAGAUGAUUCAGAAAAGUCAAGAAACAGGUUGGAAGAAGAGUUAUUGAACGUGAAACAGAGCAAAGAGUAUUUAAAAAGGAAUCGAAAGGCACCUAAGGACACACUUGAAAAACCUUUGCUUGUGGCAGCAUUUGAAUUUGGCACGACUUUUAGUGGCUACGCUUUCUCUUUCCGCUAUGAAACAACACAGAUACGUACUAACGGAGCGUUCUGUACUGAACCAGUAAUAUCAGCAAAAGUACCAACAUGCGUUUUACUUAACCCGCAAAAAGAAUUUGAUGCAUUUGGGUCUGAUGCUGAAUAUAAAUACAUGAAUCUUGUUGAAGAAGGGAAGCACAAACCUUGGAUGUUGUUCAGAAGAUUCAGGAUGCUGUUUCAUAACAAUGAUGGGAUAAGCCGAUAUGCGAGAGUAAAAGAUAUAACGGGCAAGAAGAUGUCGGCGAUGACAAUAUUUGAAAUGUCCAUUCGCUACCUACGUGAUCAUCUCAUAAAUGCCCUUACGAGGCAUGUGGGCGAAAUCAAGGAGUCAGAUAUCUUAUACGUGAUUACCGUUCCUGCCAUCUGGAACGAUGCUGCAAAAGAGUUCAUGCGAAAAGCUGCUUUGAGGGCUGGUCUGGACAAUGAUCGGAUCAAACUUGCACUUGAGCCAGAGGCAGCCUCAAUCUGGUGCCAACAUAUCGACAUAAGUCUCAAGACAGACCUUAGCAAGACUGGCAGUCAGUACAUGGUCGUAGACCUUGGAGGUGAAACAGCGGACAUAUCUGUUCAUGAAAAGAACUUUGACGGCACACUGAAAGAAAUUCACAAAGCCAGUGGUGGUCCGUGGGGUGGUACAUGCGUUGACCAGAAUUUUAUCAGCUGCUUGACCAACAUAUUUGGAGAAACAACGAUGUCCAAAUUUAAAGAGAAACACAUGGACGAUUAUUAUGAUCUUCUUCGUGUUUUCGAGACGAAAAAGCGCAUUAUCAACCCAGAAAUGGAUGGAUUAGUGAGAUUUAGUCUGCCUAACGCCCUCAUAAGCAUUUACGAUGAGACUGAACAGCUGACUAUUAAAGAAAAGCUUGAAAAGAUGAAGAUUGCAGAUGAUGUUGCUUUGGAACACGAAAAACUGAGAGUUUCAGCUGAUUUUGUAAGGUCGUGGUUUUCGGAGUCUAUUGAGAAAACGACACAGCAUAUGAUUAAACUGCUUUCCGAUAGUAACAUGAUGAAUGUUUCUACCAUACUGUUGGUUGGAGGCUAUGGUGAAUGCAUGCUUGUACAAGAUGCAGUUAACAAGAAAAUAAGAAACAAGAAAAUCAUCAUACCACAAGACGCUGGGCUAGCGGUGCUAAAAGGCGCAGUCUUGUUUGGACAUUUUUAUUGGCUUUCCUAACAUCUAAAAUAGUGAAAUAAGCAUAUGUAUUUUUGCUUCCGGAAUAAACUUUGAUGCAAAUAUACACCCCAUUAAGAAAAAGAGUUUUGAAUGUUAUGGAGAUUGAAAAGUGAAUGAUGGGUUUAUCACGGUUGUCGGUGUAGACACUGAGGCGAACAUUUGGAAAUUAUACAAGUCGCCAGGAAAGCAAGUUCUUACCUUAGAUAAUGUCGACAAUUUACACAUCGUCAGAGCAAAAGCCCGAUGCCAAAUGCAUAAUAUUAGAAGUUUCAUUUGGAUAUGCAUAAGGAAAAUCCAGAUAUAAAAUUGAAACAGAAAUUAGCUUCCUCUUCAGUGAACCAAAAAUGGAAGUUGAAAAGGGUGCAAAUACUUAAAGAUUGCUGUGAAAUAAAGGUCGUUGAUUCUUUAACCGCUAAGGAUGCAAACAACUGAGUGCAGUAUGGUAAUGAUCUUAAUGUGUAUCGUGUUUAAAACAAUUUAACAAUUCCCUUGCAGUUGAGGUUUAAUACCAAUUAAUACAUUUUCUAUUGAUGUUAUAGCAAAUUUACUAUUUAUUAUGUUCGCGCAUAAUUACACAAAUAAUUCGAGAUGUUUACGUCCCCAAACACAUAUAUAAGAAGAAUAUUUGUCAUAGGUAUAAAAAAGGCUAAACAUAAGCACUGUGUGUUCGAUAAUGUGACGCUAACCCGGUGUAUGAGUACAAGCAAUGCAGUGAACACGUAAUCAAACGAGGAAAUUAAGUAAAUCCAGAAUGUUCAGACCUUUUAGUUUCAAAACAUCAAAAGAUAGAAAGUAUCCGAUAGUUUGAUUUGAUAUGAUUAUGCCUGAUUUAUGUCAUAUUGUAAUGACAUCGUCAUUAUACAGGUAAGUCAAAUGAAACAUUUACUUGACAUCCAUCUGUGGAACUACCCUACAUUAGUAAGAUACCCUAAAAAGAAAUCAUUAAAUUUUAAAUUCAAUAUAAUUCAUCUAUCGACCUUCGGUCAUGGCGAUUCAAAUUCAUGUAUUUCUGUUCUGGAACGGGGUCCUUCACCAACCUUACAUAUACGUGUCAUAUAUUUGAAAAGAUAAGUAUAAUUGAUUCAUUAUCUUUAUUAUAAGAUAAACAUUAUUUUUUUUUAAUUUACCAAUUAUAAUCAUUCAUGUUUUGAGUGAUUUCGUUAUUGCUUUAUUUUAUGUCUUGAUGUAUGUUUUAUUGCUGUCUAUAAACUGUUAUGGCUGCCGGACCGCCCGGUAGUACCAUUCUACUGGUCCUUCUGUUCUGUCAGGUUUGCCCUCCGGUCCUUCACUGAUUUGUUAGCGUUUCACGGGCUCUCCUUAGACUUGUCGAGCGAGUUGCAGGUCCUGCCGACAUCGGUCAGUUUGGAUCACGUUAGCAUCUCCCGUUUAGCUUAUGAAUAGCGUUCCUUUCUGGAUAAGUAGCUUUUGUGCUUUUGAUGGCGGAAAGCUCGUUUUGGUCAGAAAGCACCCGUGAAUCUUAUAGGGAUCUAGUAUUUUGACCUAACUUAAAUACGACUGGUCUAGUAGUUUGACCUUACACAUUAAUUUCGAUUUAUUUCUCGUUGUAUAAGUUGUACAAAUGAAGGAAAGUAAUUGUUCAA